Micropterus salmoides (largemouth bass) is the source of this 3995-nucleotide messenger RNA. RefSeq names its product L-2-hydroxyglutarate dehydrogenase (gene l2hgdh). Gene Ontology annotation, molecular function: (S)-2-hydroxyglutarate dehydrogenase activity; (S)-2-hydroxy-acid oxidase activity. The transcript is spliced from 10 exons. The record is from RefSeq and is a predicted model, not a curated record. Bases 102 to 1451 code for a protein of 449 amino acids. Lineage: Eukaryota; Metazoa; Chordata; Actinopteri; Centrarchiformes; Centrarchidae.
AUAUUAAGAGUGUAGAGUCGCUGGAACAGGAGGAGGGAACACGAAACAGAACAGCUGAACAAUGAAGAAUAAACUGUGAGGUGCUGUUAAACGUUUUGACAAUGAUCCGGACACUGAGCGGUGCGACUUUUAAGGCUGUUUUAUCAACGCAGCCCAAACUGCUGAAGGACAUAACGUUAACGACCAGGCAGCUGCACAGCACAUAUGACGUGGCCGUGGUCGGAGGUGGUAUCGUGGGCCUUGCCACAGUCAGAGAGCUCAUUCUACGACACCCAUCGCUCAGCUUCAUCCUGCUGGAGAAAGAAAAAGAGCUCGCUUCACACCAGAGUGGCCACAACAGUGGAGUCAUUCACAGCGGGAUCUACUACACGCCGGGGUCGCUGAAGGCCCGUCUGUGUGUGCGAGGAGCCACUUUAGCCUAUGAGUACUGCGAGAAGAAAGGACUCCCUUACAAAAAAUGUGGAAAGCUCAUCGUGGCGGUGGAGCAGGAGGAGAUACCCAGACUGAAAGCUCUAUACGAACGCGGCAUGAAGAACAAUGUGCGUGACCUCAGUAUUGUCGACGCCAAGGGAAUCCGAGAGCGAGAGCCAUACUGCAGGGGUAUAAUGGCCUUGGAUUCGCCCUACACCGGCAUUGUGGACUGGAGGAUGGUGGCUCUCAGGUACGGCAAAGACUUUGAGGAGGCAGGCGGCACAGUGGUAACUGGAUCUGAGGUCAAUGACAUUUCUAUAGUCAAGGAGAGCCCAGCUGGAAGCACUGAAGGAAUGAAAUAUCCAAUCGUGGUCAGAGACAAAAAGGGUAACGAGGUGCGGUGUCGUUAUGUUUUGACCUGUGGGGGCCUGUACUCAGACCGCCUAUCACAAAUAUCUGGAUGCAGUCAGGAGCCACGGAUCGUCCCCUUCAGAGGAGAUUAUUUGGUCUUGAAACCAGAGAAACACUAUCUGGUGAAGGGAAAUAUCUACCCUGUCCCUGACCCUCGUUUUCCCUUCCUUGGCGUUCACUUCACCCCACGGAUGGAUGGAAGUGUUUGGCUCGGCCCCAACGCAGUCCUCGCCUUCAAAAGGGAGGGUUACAAAGUGUAUGACUUCAACACCAGAGACUUUGCAGAUGCAAUCUCAUUCAGAGGCCUUCAGAAGCUGAUAAUGAGGAACGUAACAUACGGGAUUGGAGAAAUGUAUAGAGGGGUUUUUAUUGGUGCACAGGUUAAAAUCCUGCAGAAGUACAUCCCUGAACUCUCGCUGAGUGACGUGCUCAGGGGUCCUGCAGGAGUUCGUGCUCAGGCUCUCGACCGAGACGGAAACCUCGUGGACGACUUUGUGUUUGACGGCGGGCUCGGGGACGUGGGCAGUAGGGUGCUCCAUGUGCGUAAUGCUCCCUCGCCGGCGGCCACCUCCUCCCUCGCCAUUGCUGAAAUGAUAGCAGACGAGGUGGAGAGUCGCUUCAAGCUGUAGAGAAAUAUGGUGAUCGCAGAAGAGACAACCAAUAUAAUCCAUUUUAGAAGAAACUAUAAUCCAGCUUGUAGAAACUACAAUGUGUAUCAAGCUGUCACUACCUCAGCAUCACUAUCAUAAUGGAGACACUUUAUCACAGGUCAUGCCUUAAUUUAGGUGGAAAGUGACAUAUCUUUGACUAAAUGACAUUUUAAAAACAUUUUUACUAAAGUGGUGCUUUUUCAGGUUGUGGAAUACGUUUACAUCACCACAUUUCUAGUGAAAAAUACAUUUUCUGAACUACAUUUCUGUAUGAAAAAGUGCAAACAUAAAAUAUUUCAUUAUUAAAUAUAGCCGCAAGCGGCAAUGAUCGCAAUCCAAGCAAGUCGCGAAAAAUGCAACAUUUGACAUUUUCAGAGGAGAAGAACAGAUGCAGACGACCUGAGAGAUUAAAGUGAUGAAAGAAUUUGGAUAUUUUGGGAUAAUUGGGGAAAUGCAAACUUUAUUUUUGCAGCAACACCUUGAGAUCAGAGAGUGUCAUUAUAUGUACCUGACUACUGGGUGAAAUGUUCAACCCACCUUUGUGUUUCAGAGUUUUAAAGUUUAAGCUGAGAAAAUUAAGAAGAAUGUGUCACUCAAUCCCAAUAAAUUAGACUCACUAUGAUCUGAACAACCUCUGUUGUCAGCAAAUCUCACUCUGUUACCAUAGGAUUUGAACCCUGGAGUUAGUGAUCACCAGAGUAGGUGACUUACUGACUGAGCUACUUGUGAGAGGAAGUUUCUUCGCACCUUCUCACAAAUUGAGGGAGUGAUGUCCUGUGCCAGAACUGGACAGUUUUGUCAGUUUAAACUUAAAACGCCUACAACAGUCAAGGUGAGAAAAUUCUGAAAAAAAUCACACAUCAUUCGGCAGGGUUUGGGGAUGUUGUCAAUAAUUUUGAUGGUAUUUGAUCCAAAUCUGAGCAAAAAAGAAAAUGUCGUGCAUACUGUGGCAAGAUACUGAAUAUUACUGCAGACUCACCGUUUGACCUAUCUAAAAACCCUUUGAAACACUUGAUAUCGGCCAUCUAGAGAAUGUCUGUGUUGAUUUUGGUAGCGUUUAAUGAAAGAGUUGUGGAGAUAUAGAUGUCAAUUGAUUUAGCAUAUUCUGAAAAACAUAGAGUGACUGACUUCUGAGUUGACCAUAGGUUGCAGCUAGACAAAUGUUUGUCACAUAUCAGUGGAUGUGCUGAAAAAAUUUCAGCUCUCUAGGACAUACGGGUGAUUUUCUUAGAUUUUUUUGAAGUUUGGAAUGAGAGUUCAGACCAAGCAUCUGAACAGAGGCAUCACGUUUGGUUACAAUAACUUAAGCCAAUUUUGAUUUACGGGUAUUUAUGUAAAAUUGGUACAUAAAGACACAAAAGUAAAAAUGUAUGGGGAAAAAAACGGAUUGAUGUAUCAAAAUUGUUUUAUUAACUUUUGAUCAGCGACGUCCAUAGAUGAUCCUGCCAAAGUUUCAGGUUGAUUGGCGAAACAGUCUGGGACAGGUUCCCAAAAAUAGGUUUUUGACAAAAGUGAAAAAAAGUCACAUAAUUUGACAUUUUUAGAGCAGUUGACCAUUGCAGCAAAGAUAAAUCCAGAGAUUAAAAUGAUAAAAAGAAGUUUGACUCAAAACAAAGGCGUUUUCGAGAUAAUAGGUGCGUUUGACUUAAUGCGGCGCUGCGCAGCGUUGACUUAACGUGAUGCAUGAAAUAAGGCAUGCUGGUUAGAAAUUGUGUCAGACUUUCGCCUGCGCUGCAAAACGUCACCAUGUCACAUGACAUUAAAACCAUUAGCUGCAGGCGCCGAGUCCGGCAAUCUCAGCUCAUAAACUGACGCAGGUAGAAUGUGUCUGACUUGACGGCGCCGUUUUUAUUCCCCGUCCCUGAAGUCACCUGCAGCUCACGUUAGACUAUCAAGUCGAAGAAAGUCAGUUGCCGUCAUAUCGAACGCACCUAACAAGAAAGUUGAUUGUAAUAGCCCCACCAUGAGGUCUAUGGAAAAAAAACAAUGUUUUAUCUCAUUUUGGAAGGAAAUGUAACGCACAGUUAUAGCUACAGAGCGCACAGAUUACGAAAAAAUUAUUAUUAUUAUAUUAUUAUUAUUAUUAUUAUUAUUAUUAUUAUUUGACGGUUUGGGGCAUUUGUCAGUUUUGCCUGCAUGGCCAAAAUUUUAAUAUUCUAGUCUGAUAUCAUUUACAUUGGUAUAAACUGAGAACACUGGAUCUUUUAUAAGUUGUUAGUGUGUGUGUGUGUGUGUGGGGGGGGGGUCAUAUAAUUCUGCUAGAGAAAAAAAAUACUUCAUUGAGUUUAAAGUUGUACUUUCUUGGAUUUUAGCAGUUUGCAGCAGCUCCAUCAAUUCCUAAGUCGAGCACUGAUUCAGUUUGUCCAUAAGGAGGCAGAAUCAUAGCAACAAACAUGCUGUAUGAGCCCCAGUGUAAGCACAAAAUAUGUCUACAUUUGAUGCUAUUGCUAAAACCAGUUGUUCUUUAUGUUUACUGGGAAUGCUUGUAUAAUGACAUGGAAAUAAAGUGUUUUUUCUGUCUUU